AUGCAAUACCUCAAGUUCUACGCCAUUAUUCUCCAGUUUACCAUCAUGGCUAACACAGCUCCUACUGCUCAUAUCGGUGGCGUUGGUAUCGUGCAACGCGAAGAAACUGAACUAGACGUUUCAGAAGCAUUCAAGAGAGAAGAGCCUGAAGUUGAUAUGUCAGAGGGCUUCAAACGGGGAGAGGCUGAACUUGACGUGUCAGAAGCCUUCAAGAAGCGUACCGCCUCUAAGUGA
Hypoxylon trugodes is the source of this 234-nucleotide messenger RNA. RefSeq lists its product as uncharacterized. The transcript is spliced from 2 exons. The record is from RefSeq and is a predicted model, not a curated record. The coding region runs from base 1 to 234 and encodes 77 amino acids. Lineage: Eukaryota; Fungi; Ascomycota; Sordariomycetes; Xylariales; Hypoxylaceae.